This is a messenger RNA of Ornithodoros turicata, 548 nucleotides long. RefSeq names its product cuticle protein 64-like. Bases 5 to 529 code for a protein of 174 amino acids. The record is from RefSeq and is a predicted model, not a curated record. The transcript is spliced from 2 exons. NCBI's taxonomy places the organism in Eukaryota, Metazoa, Arthropoda, Arachnida, Ixodida, Argasidae.
CAACAUGAACGCUCUAACCCUCGUCACCCUCCUGGCUACCGCCUACUCGGCGUACGCCGGAGCCGUCUACGGCGGUCUCGGCUACGGCUACGGUGGUCUCGGCUACGGCGUCGCCCACGGUGUCGGCCUCGGCUAUGGUGUUGCGCACGGCCUUGGCUAUGGUUACGGUGCUGGUUAUGGCUACGGUCUUGGCUACGGCCACGGUGCUGUCGUCGCCGCUGCCCCAGCUGUCGCUAAGGUCGCUGCCGUCCCAGUUGCCCGUUCCUACACCUACCGUCAGGAUACCUUCGGCGCCCCAGUUGUUGCACACAGGGCUGUUGCCGUGGCUGCCCCAGCUGUCGCUAAGGUCGCUGCCCCAGCCUAUGGUCUGGGCUACGCUGGAUAUGGCUAUGGUGCCGGACUUGGCUAUGCUGCCGGACUUGGCUAUGCUGGAUAUGGCCACGGUCUCUACGGCGGCUAUGGUCUCGGCUACGGCCACGGCCUCUACGGCCACGGUCUUGGCUACGGCGCCGCCAAGGUCUACGGUUAAGAAGUAUGCGUGCACAGAG